AUUUUCGAGUCCAAGUGUCAUUUGGUGACUGACUUAGACUCUGUAGGGCCGCUAGAUCGGAUAUUAAAGUUUGACUCUAUAUGAGUGGAUGUCAGUUUUGUGUUAGGUUUACCGCGUCCUUGAAAAGAGUUCUGAGGAGGUCCGAGUGGUUCGCUAUGUCGAUUUCAGACGAAUCUCAGCCACCGAACAAGAAGAUGAACAUUGAGAACGGGGACGGUAAAACGCAACAGCCCAAAAUCGGUACACACAAUGGAUCCUUUCACUGUGAUGAAGUCUUGGCAUGUUUCAUGUUGAAACAGCUUCCCAAAUAUAAGAAUGCUCGCAUUGUUCGAUCACGAGAUCCUGCUGUACUGGAUGAAUGUGAUAUUGUUGUUGAUGUCGGUGGAAUAUUCGAUCCAGCAAAAAAUAGAUUUGAUCACCAUCAAAGGACAUUUGAUGAAACCAUGAACUCAUUGAAUUCCAAAAUGAAAUGGACAACCAAACUGAGCAGUGCUGGUCUUGUUUAUUUUCAUUUUGGUCGAGAGGUUCUAUCACAUAUUAUUUUGCCGCAGACUAUUGAUGAUGACACAAUGGAUGUUAUUUAUAAUAAGAUGUAUGAUAAUUUUGUUGAAGAGAUAGAUGCCGUUGAUAAUGGUGUUGAUCAAUAUGAUGGCGAACCAAGAUACAGAGUCACCUCAACUAUAGGAGCUAGAGUUGGAAGAACAAAUCCAAGUUGGAAUGAAAAGAAUUGUGAUGAGCAGGCACUAUUUAUGAAAGCAAUGGAAAUGGUUGGAACUGAAUUUAAACAAAGAAUACUUGGUUUUAUCAACAGUUGGCUGCCAGCACGUUCAUUGGUAGAGGAUGCAAUAAAACAAAGAUUUGAGGUGCAUAAAUCUGGAGAAAUCAUUGAACUGAAACAUUUUUGUCCAUGGAAAGAUCAUCUGUUCACACUUGAAGAAGAACAAACAAUAGAACCUGCUAUCAAAUAUGUCAUCUAUGCUGAUGCUGCUGGAAAAGCCAGAGUGCAGUGUGUUCCUGCUGGCAAAAAUACUUUUGAGAACAGGUUGUCAUUACUAUCUCAGUGGAAGGGAUUGAGAGAUGAGGAAUUAUCAAAAACAUGUGGAAUACCAGAUUGUAUUUUUGUCCAUGCAAGUGGAUUUAUUGGCGGAAAUAAAACCAAAGAAGGUGCACUUGCUAUGGCUGUCAAAUCUUUACAAGCGCAAGGGUGUGGUUGAAAUUGUUCCAGAAUAAUUCUACUGAUAAUAAUGUAGAAAUGACGAUUCAAGGCGGGAAAGCUGAGUCUUCUUCCGUAAGCAAAGCAGCGAAUACCAUACUUGCAAUUUUUAUUGUCAUCUCAAAUCAUUUACCUGCUGUUUCAUCUAGAAAACAUUGUUAUGAGCGUUUCAUAAGUGUUGAAUAAAUAAACAAGCCUUGCAAAUUUAGCGAAUUUUCUACAAAGCCAAAUUGAUCAGUUGGUAUUUUCUACACUUAAGAUUUGGCUGAAAAAGUUUUGUUCAUAGCUUUUUCUGGCAACAUUAUGUAACUGUCUGGAGGAGAGGGCCGAUGCGAGAAUUGCAUACAUAUUUGGGUGACCUAA
Molecule: messenger RNA, 1576 nt
Organism: Styela clava
Lineage: Eukaryota; Metazoa; Chordata; Ascidiacea; Stolidobranchia; Styelidae
Product: MYG1 exonuclease-like
Cellular component (GO): cytoplasm; nucleus
Source: RefSeq, a predicted model, not a curated record